AUGGGUGACAUCGAGAAGCAGACGGAGAUCCGCGAGAAGAAGGCCCGCAAUGUGAUGCGUGAGCUUAAGAUUCAGAAACUCUGCCUCAACAUCUGCGUUGGAGAGUCUGGAGAUAGACUGACCCGUGCCGCUAAGGUUAGCCCAUCCGCACCCUUCCAGAUCCAACAAUUGCUUGUUCCAGGUGCUGGAGCAGCUCACCGGACAGACCCCAGUGUUCUCGAAGGCUCGCUACACCGUCCGUACCUUCGGAAUCCGCAGAAACGAGAAGAUCGCCGUUCACUGCACUGUCCGUGGACCGAAGGCCGAGGAGAUCCUCGAGAAGGGACUCAAGGUCAAGGAAUACGAGCUCUACAAGGAGAACUUCUCCGACACCGGAAACUUCGGAUUCGGAGUCCAGGUAACAAUUUCAGCACUGUACAGACCGUCUGUAGCGAAAAGUUGUUCAGGAGCAUAUCGAUCUCGGAAUCAAGUACGAUCCAUCGAUCGGAAUCUACGGAAUGGACUUCUACGUCGUUCUCGACCGUGCUGGACGCCGUAUCGCCAAGAGAAGACGCGCUCCAGGACACGUCGGAAUCUCGCACAGAGUCGGACGCGAGGAGUCGAUCAAGUGGUUCCAGCAGAAGUACGACGGAAUCAUCCUUCCACCAAAGCCGAAGGUCAAGCGCACUGUCCACCGUCGUCGUUAA
Messenger RNA from Caenorhabditis sp. 36 PRJEB53466, 686 nucleotides. The record is from the annotation of a GenBank genome assembly. Lineage: Eukaryota; Metazoa; Nematoda; Chromadorea; Rhabditida; Rhabditidae.